UUAGAUUGUCGUGCGUAGCACAUGGCCUAAUGUGCUCAGACGAUGAAAGCCUGGACAAUUUUUACUUGCUUUGCUCUGCUGGACCUUUUCAGUGGAGUUGCUGGACCUGCCCACACGGCUAAAACAACCUCAACAGUGUGUGAUCACAAUGGUGAACCCAAGCCAUCAGUUCCAUGUAGCAGACUACGUGGUGUUUAGUUUGACUAUCGCCAUAUCAGUGGGUAUAGGUGUAUACUACGCCGUGAAGGGACGGCGCAAGGCCAGUGCGUCUGAAUACCUGGUGGGUGGCCGUAAGAUGAAGAUCAUACCUGUUGCUCUGUCUCUCAUGGUAUCAUUCGAGUCAUCCAUCAUGAUGCUGGGCUUCCCUGCUGAAGUGUACAUCUAUGGAAUCAUGUUCUGGCUCAGCACGUUUGGAUUCAUGUUCGCCAAUCUGAUCGGUACCCGUCUGAUCGUGCCCAUGGUGCAUCCACUCAGGCUAACCAGCGCCUACGAGUACCUGGAGCUAAGGUUCCGGUCUAAGAUAAUACGGCAACUCGGAACCACGCUGGCGUAUCUCAGUACGUUGUUUUAUAUGGGCAUUGUACUGUUUGGACCGGCAAUAGCGCUGGAGGCAGUGACUGGGUUCCCUCUAGCUGGUUCCAUGGCGGUGGUAGCGUGCGCCUCCGUGUGUUAUACAACAAUCGGUGGAUUCAAGGCUGUCAUCUGGACAGACGUUUUCCAGACGGUUGUCAUGCUCACCGGGAUCUUCGCAAUUCUUAUCAAGGGGACAAUGGAAGUUGGAGGACCAACACAAAUGUGGAACAUCAACUACGAAAAUGGCCGGCUUAACUUUUUCGACUUCAAUACCGACCCCACAGUCCGCCACACUUUCUGGAGUCUGUUUCUGGGGUCUAGCAUCAGGAUGAUCGGACUGACCAUCGGCCAGGCUGCCAUCCAGCGGAUCUCUUCCACGCCAACCGAGCUGCAGGCCAAGAAAGUUUUGUUCAUCACUGGUCCCGCCUUCUUCAUCACUCUGACCCUGGCCACCUUGGAAGGACUGGUGGCGUUCGCCUACUACUACAAUAGAGGCUGUGAUCCACUCAAGUCCAAACAAAUCUCCAACCCUAACCAGCUCAUUCCCUUUAUGGUGAUGGACAUCUUCCGGGAGCUGCCAGGCAUGCCAGGCCUGUUCAUGGCGGCGUUGUUCAGCGCCUCACUGAGCACACUGUCCUCGGGCCUCAGUGCCCUGUCAGCACAGACCUGGGAGGACUACAUCAAGCCGUAUGUGAAGAAUCCCACCGAGGUUAAGGCCACGAUCAUAGCCAAGUGUUCAGUUGUGGCAUGUGGAGGUGUGUCUGUCGCCAUCUCGAUGCUCAUCGCCAAGGUCGGCGGGACGUUGUCUCAGAUCUCAUUCAGCCUCCUGGCUGCCUUUUCCGGCCCCGCCACCGGCCUUUUUCUCCUGGGAGCCAUGAUACCGUGGGCGAAUGUCCAGGGGGCGUUCGUGGCCACAGUUACAGGAGCUGUGUUUAUAUUCUGGAUCUCCAUCGGGUCCUACAUGUCAACUACCAAGCGGAAGACGCCCUGGCUUCCUCUUGGGCCUACAGACAGGUGCCCAGUCGACAACGUCACUUUCAUCAGCGACUUUAACUACACCAUCCCAGACAUCAGUGUGACGACAGAAGCCUACACACCACAGGGUCUUGACAAGCUGUACUCUCUGUCCUAUAUGUGGUUCGGGGCACUUGGUAUAUUUUUUGUUGUAGCAGUUGGGGCUAUCGUCAGCUACAUGGUUAAUGGUUGCCGGACGACCACGAAGGCAGACACUCGAUACUUAGUCUCCGUCGUGGAUCAGUUAUUCUGCUGUCUCCCGGAACCCGUCAAACACUUCUUCCGAUGUGGAGUGGACUACACAGCUGCUUCGCGUGUUGCCGAGACCUCCUCCAAGGCAGACAUUUACCACACCAGCGUGGACAUACCCCAGGAGGACGAAGCUCUUUGCCAGCCAGACGAGGAACACAACCAGCAGCACUCAAACCACAUCAAGAUUGUGCAUGCGUCGGAAAACGGGCCAGAAUCAGAUCGCCGCCAUCUUAUUGACGCCGAACUGUUACCUCUUCAACAAAAUGAAGAUAGAGGUGAACCUAGUUUUUAUCAAGGCAAUGGUAGGGAGCUGUCACAACAAGACCGAACCCCAGAUAUGGAGGAAUCAGUUCUAGAUCAAUCUGUAGAAGUCAAGCUAAACCUUGACCAAUCGCAUAAGUUAGAGGACCCACGUCUAGAUCAAACCCAAGAGAGGAAUGAGCCAAGUUUACUAACGCAGACGAAGGAGCCGUGUCUCGACCAAACACAUGGGAUGGAGCCAAGUCUAGAUCACACUUCCUGCAAGGGGGAGCCACAACAAGAUGGGAAUCUGGAGAGAGAAGACACCAGAACAGGACAGAUUUCAGAUACACAGGAUGCCUCUCCACACUUAGAGGAUACUAAACAUCAGGAGUCCAGCAAUCUGUAGAGACAGUAUAGUUCAUUGAAAGUGUUCACGUAAACAUGAGGAAAUGACAAAAACCGACCGCAGUGACUGUUGGGGCUACUAUCAGAGCUGCAAGAGAAAUCGAGCCCGUGUGUUUGGAGUGGGUUCACUGUGACGUCAAUGUUAGAGGGGAGGAUGUUUAUGAAAAUAUUACUUCUAAUGUACGUAUUAAACAAGUUUGUGUGUGUGAAGUGUAUGUGAUAGUAGUGCUGCAACAGUCGUCAUACCUGUAAUGCAGUAAGUAUCAUUUUUCUUGACGUAUCAGCAAAAUUAAUGAUUAGUGAUAAAAAACAACAACCAAAGAAUGAUAAAUGACGUGAUUGUGUAAUCUAUUUACCGACAUCUGUAGGUGGGCCAGUGAUUCUGGUGAAUGUGUCUGUGUUACGCCAAUUUCUUGAAGAUUACAGAAUGGUCAUGCUUC
Haliotis rubra (blacklip abalone) is the source of this 2927-nucleotide messenger RNA. RefSeq names its product sodium-coupled monocarboxylate transporter 1-like. Lineage: Eukaryota; Metazoa; Mollusca; Gastropoda; Lepetellida; Haliotidae. The record is from RefSeq and is a predicted model, not a curated record. Gene Ontology annotation, molecular function: symporter activity. Gene Ontology annotation, cellular component: membrane. The transcript has 16 exons. Gene Ontology annotation, biological process: sodium ion transport; transmembrane transport. Bases 149 to 2488 code for a protein of 779 amino acids.